This is a messenger RNA of Myiozetetes cayanensis, 3790 nucleotides long. Its product is annotated as protocadherin beta-15-like. Gene Ontology annotation, molecular function: calcium ion binding. Gene Ontology annotation, cellular component: plasma membrane. The record is from RefSeq and is a predicted model, not a curated record. Gene Ontology annotation, biological process: homophilic cell-cell adhesion. Lineage: Eukaryota; Metazoa; Chordata; Aves; Passeriformes; Tyrannidae. Bases 265 to 2706 code for a protein of 813 amino acids. The transcript has a single exon.
AGCUCAGCACAGCCAAGCCCAGCCCAGCUCCCAACAGCCGAGCCGGGCGGAGGGAGCAGCGCCUGCGGCACCGAGCCCCGUUCUCUGCCAUCCGCUGCCGGGCCACAGCGGCCGCACUCCGGGCUGCCGACCCCUCCGGAAUACAGAGGGAGAAGGAAGGCACCCGACCUUCGCCGCUUUCCGGGGACUACCCGAGAGAUCCGCGACAAGGACACAGGACACCACAGCUGCCGCCGCAGCCACCACCGCCGGCGCCGGAGGGCCAUGGCGAUCGCAAGGCAAGUGCUUUGUGUGUGUGCGUUGCUCUCCCUGCCGCUCGCUCGCUCGCAGCCCAUCCGCUACUCCGUAGCCGAGGAGGCGCACAGCGGCUCCCUGGUAGGCAACCUGGCGCAGGACGCGGCGCUGCCGCCGGCGCAGCUCUCGGCUCGCCGCGCCCGCCUGGUGUCGGAGGACGGCCGGCAGCAUUUUCGCUUCGACCGCGCCAGCGGCCGCCUCGUCGUGGCCGACAGGCUGGACCGGGAGCAGCUGUGCGGCCAGGCCGCCACCUGCACGCUCCCCUUCGAGCUGCUGCUGGCCGACCCGCUGCAGUUCUUUCGGGUCGAAGUCACCCUCGAGGACAUCAAUGAUCAUUCACCGGUUUUCCCCGAGGAAAGAGUCACUUUUAAGAUCCCAGAAAGGGGCGACCCGGGCUCUCAUUUCCAUGUGGAGGCUGCUCUGGACCUUGAUAUUGGCAGCAACAGUGUGCAGGCAUACAGCAUUGCUCCCGAGAACGAGUACUUUAGUGUCUCCUUUGGCAGUAGGAGUAAUGGGGACAAAUACGUUGAACUUGUUCUGGAAAAGCCCCUGGACAGAGAAGAACAUGCAGAGGUGGAUUUCAGUCUUAUUGCCGUGGAUGGAGGCUCUCCACCCAGGAGUGGGACCACCCAAAUCCAUAUUGUUGUUCUGGACGUCAAUGACAAUGCUCCUGUCUUCACACAGGAUCGUUACACUGGGCAGGUUUUGGAAAACACACUGGAGGGUUCUGUGGUUUUGACUGUAUUGGCAACUGACCAGGAUGCAGGACUUAAUGGGGACAUCUCCUAUCAGUUCAGCGAAGGAGUCAGUGACAGCGAGUCGCUAUUUGAGAUUGAUCCCAAGAGUGGUGAAAUCAAACUCACAAAGUCUCUGGACUUUGAGGCAGCACAGACUCAUGAGCUCAGUGUGAGGGCCACAGAUGGAGGGGGGCUCUCGGCAAUCUGCAAGGUGUUGGUGGAGGUGUUGGAUGUGAAUGACAAUGCACCCGAGCUGGUGGUCAGUUCCUUCAGCAGUCCCCUCGCCGAGAACUCAGCGUCCGGCACGGUGGUUGCCCUCUUUACUGUCAGGGACCGGGAUGCCGGCGCCAACGGCAAGGUGUCGUGUGCCCUCGACGAUCAGCUCUUCUUCUCCCUGCGGCCAGCCUAUAAGAAUUACUACGAGCUGGUGACUGUGAGGGCGCUGGACCGGGAGGACAGGGCUCAGCACAUCGUCACCGUGACAGCAGCAGACGCGGGGUCCCCUCCUCUCACAAGCACCCACACCUUCACCGUGGACAUCUCGGAUGUGAACGACAACGCCCCCGUCUUCAACCAGACAUCCUACACCAUGUACGUGCGCGAGAACAAUGUGCCCUCCGUGCUGGUUGGAGCCGUCAGCGCCGCAGAUGCCGACGUGGGGCUCAAUGCCAAGGUGACCUAUUCCCUGUCAGCAGGGCAAGCGGCGGAGCGGCCUUGGUGCUCGUGCCUGUCUGUGAACCCGGAGAGCGGGCAGCUGUUUGUGCUCAGAGCCCUGGACUACGAGCAGCUGAGGCAGAGCGAGGUGGUGGUGAGCGCCUCUGACGCGGGCUCUCCUCCCCUCCGAGCCAACGUCACCGUGCGCCUCGUGGUGCUGGACGAGAACGACAAUGCCCCGCUGGUGCUGUACCCAGCGCAGGACAGCAGCCCAGGCUCCAGUGAGCUGGUGCCCGUGGGGGCCGAGGCGGGCUACCUCAUCUCCAAAGUGGUGGCCGUCGAUGCCGACUCGGGACAGAACUCGUGGCUCUCGUACCAGCUGCUGAGGGCCACCGACCCCGGGCUCUUUGCCGUGGGGGCCCAAAGCGGCGAGGUGAGGCUGAGGAGGCCGCUCACCGACAGAGACCCCAUCAAGCACAAGCUCGUGGUGCUGGUGCGAGACAACGGGCGGCCGCCGCUCUCAGCCACCGCAGCUCUCAGCGCACUCCUGCUCAAGGACUUCUCCGACCUGCGCCAACCGCACAGCAGCCCGGCCGCCGACCACGACGCCGGCUCCCUCACCACCUAUUUAAUCCUUUCCUUGGUCUUCGUCUCCCUGCUCUUCCUCGGCUCCACAGCAGCCUUCGUGGCUCGCAGGCUGUGCCAGAGAAAGCAGCUGAAGGCUGGCCACGUGCUUUACGGGGCCGACAACCUGCAGAGCGGCCUGGCCGAUGCAGCUGCUGCAGGGACCCUGCCCCGCCCCUACUGCUACGAGAUCAGCCUCACCACGGGCUCGGGCAACAGCGAGUUCAGGUUCCUCAAGCCCUUCGUCCCCAGCCUGCCAUCACAGCCCUGUGCCAUGGGCGAGGGCACCGGUGAGGAACAGGUUUUCCCUUGUGUCCCUGUCCCCACAGAGGAUGUGACCCCAGAGAGUGCUGGGACUCUGUCUGCAGAACAUUUCAAUCGUCUUUCCUUUAACUAACAAGGGGUCAGCAGAACCAGAGGCUUCAUGCCUUGUGGUCAUAAGGGAUGCAGGCUGCAGCCUGUGGCGAUGAUUCCUCCAAAAUAAACCUGUAUUUCCAAUUAGCAUAACUGAUUUCCACAAAUUUUAAGUCCUAAAGUGCUUGUGCUCCCCUAGAAGCCAAUAAGUAAACAGAAAAAAAGGAAUAAAACACUUUGACUCUGACAUUCGUAUGUUUCAGUUCCUUCUGCCUAUUUCUGAGAGACAAAGAAUGGGGUUAGCAGAAAGAGAGUAGCUCUUGUCUCUCCCGCUGUCAGACAAGACUGUGGAUCUUUUAUUCUGUGUUAUAAGGACUCUUUCGUUCCGGGGUUCUGGAUGUCUCUGGCUGAGAAGUGUGGCCUCUGUGUGCUUUGUUGUCACUGUGUCAGUCAAUACAGACACCGUGUAUCUCCUAAUCCUCACUAGUGCUGCCCCUGGAACAGGGAGUUGCUCCCAUUCAGCCAUUGCAAUGCAACCAAUUCCAGCUCAGCAGGCAAGGAGGGUAUUUUGACCCUUUUAGCACAGCGGUCACAUCUUCUCCAGGGCAGGACAGAACAGAGCAACAAAAUGCACAAUAAGGUCUUUCUUUGGACGAUAAGAGUGGGUUGGGUGUUCUGUCUUCUUGCAGUACAGUAGCACAAACAGUGUUAGGUUAACCUCGAACUGUACAGAGUUGUGAAAGCAUGUUCAUUGUCUUUGAGUGCAUUGCAUUCAAACUCCACAUGUCCUUCAAAGAGCAUUUUCUAAAGGCAGAAUCAAGAUGAGCUUGUGGAAAGGACUGAGUUCUAUCUCCUCAUUGUUAUUUCUGAAUUCGCAGAACUGGGAAGCUGUCCCUGCAUGAUUUUCUGGGUUUGUGUUAGAGCAUUUGUAUUCCCCUUUCAUCUAUAGUAAUAGAUUCUUUGAAAGAGAUAUGUAAUAACCGGAAUAUUCAGAAAGCCCCACACUUUGUUGUACCGAAGCUGUGAACUGCAGCAUUGUAAGGGGGGUUACUCCUGAUUGUAAAAACUGAAAUAAUGUGUAGGACUGAAAUAAAGAGAGUACCCUAAUUCCGUAUGUAGAGACAGAA